Molecule: messenger RNA, 231 nt
Organism: Alternaria arborescens
Lineage: Eukaryota; Fungi; Ascomycota; Dothideomycetes; Pleosporales; Pleosporaceae
Exons: 1
Coding region: 1-231 (76 amino acids)
Molecular function (GO): protein binding
Source: RefSeq, a predicted model, not a curated record
AUGAGACAGAUUGACAUGGAAGAACUCAUGGCUUUCAUCCGUGAAGACCUCGGCAGCAUGCUCAACGACAAAAACGACGUCUAUUCUCCAGGCAGCCUGGAGUCUCUACCUUGUGAGCUCAUUGUCAUGAUUGCUGAGUAUCUUUCUAAAAAGGACUUACUCACGCUUCGAUCACUGGGCAACCGAAACAUAUCCCGAGGUAUCGAUGACCGCUUUGUAAGUAAAAUCUAA